Molecule: messenger RNA, 1253 nt
Organism: Pimephales promelas (fathead minnow)
Lineage: Eukaryota; Metazoa; Chordata; Actinopteri; Cypriniformes; Leuciscidae
Gene: tnfsf14b
Product: TNF superfamily member 14b
Biological process (GO): immune response
Cellular component (GO): membrane
Molecular function (GO): tumor necrosis factor receptor binding
Source: RefSeq, a predicted model, not a curated record
UCUCUCUCUCUCUCUCUCUCUCUCUCUCUCUCACACACACACACACACACACUAUAUCUCUCUCAUUCCCUCAGAUGCAGGUGUGUGAGCUGUGCUGUCGCUGAGGAUGCAGUGAGUGCAUGGAGGAGAGUGAGUCUGAUUAGCUCAGUGCUGUGGCGUCACCAUGCCGGACACGGGCGAGAAGAAGCGCAUUCCUCAGGUGUUCGUGGUGGACAGCCAGGCGUUCCCGAGCCAGCCGAGCGGCAAGCAGGACGUCCCGCGACUCCAGCUCAUGCACCUGCUGCUGGCGGCGGCGCUGCUCGGCGUGAUCCUCGAGGCGGGCUGCAUCUGCCACCUCUACAGCCUCUACAGCAGACACACGAUUUCAUCAGAUAUCCAGAAAGUGGAGUUUAGAAAAGCAGAGAAGGACGUAUUUCACGCCAGUGUUAAAGAUCUUAAUGAAAUUUUACCUGAAAAAACCCCUAAAGCUGAUGGCAAACCGGCAGCAUUUCUGCUAAGCGAUUCGGCCGCGUCUGGAGGCAGCGGCAUCCUGGGCUGGAGGACCGACGGCUUCCCCAUGUUCAUGAAGGGAAUGGACUACAAGAACAACAGUCUGUACAUCCAGCAGGACGGCUACUAUUACGUCUUCUCCAAGAUCUCCCACCUGGAGAGUUGCACAUUCUUCCUACACAAACUCAUGAAGUGCUCGGAGAGCUACAAAUACAAGCCCAUGGAGCUGAUACAGAACUCCAGGAUCCUCUGCGUGCCGGAUAAGCCCCAGUCGAGGAGCGGGCGGGGCAACAGUUACCUGGGCGGCAUCUUCCAGCUGAGUAAAGGAGACAGUGUGUUCGUGAUGGUCAAUAACAGCUCGCUGGUCCUCCAUAGCACGUACGAGAACGUUUUUGGUGCCUUCAUGGUCUAAGUACAAAAAGCUGCAGGAAACUUUCUCUCACUCAUACACACACACACAUAGGUUCUCAUUCCGGUUUUAAAUAUUAUUUUUAUAAACACAUUAUGUGAAGCAUUGCAAUAUAACAUUUUUAUAUAUCUUUUUUUCAAGUGGUUGACCGAUAUAUUGCCAAGGUUGAUAUAUCCACCGAUAUUUGCCAUGUUAUGAUACUCUUUUCUGUUUGGCUGAGGUUUCAACUUUUAUUUUGACAGCGCUCAUCCCAUGCUAUCCCAUGCUCCCAAUAGUAAUAAACACAAACAAUAUAAUACUUUUUCAUUUAAGGCCCUUGCACACUGAGUCCGAAAUUCGCGUCCAAAAUUUUCGC